Wallemia ichthyophaga EXF-994 is the source of this 2367-nucleotide messenger RNA. RefSeq lists its product as uncharacterized. The record is from RefSeq and is a predicted model, not a curated record. Gene Ontology annotation, cellular component: mitochondrial inner membrane. Bases 1 to 2367 code for a protein of 788 amino acids. NCBI's taxonomy places the organism in Eukaryota, Fungi, Basidiomycota, Wallemiomycetes, Wallemiales, Wallemiaceae. The transcript has 5 exons.
AUGAGAGCGAGAAGGCUGUUCAGUACUGCAGCAAGCGAGACCAAUAAGCUUUACAUAUCAUCUAUAUUCCCAAUCAGAUACGGUCGUUUCGAUCCACGUUACGCUUACUCGUUGCUUCGGGAGCAUUCCCUGAUCGAUUACCUCAGAACAAGACUAAACGAUAAUGGAAUACGCGUGCAUUCAAUAGAAUCGCGACUGCGAGAGGGCGGAGCAUUUGUUACAGUAUCAGAAGAUAACAGCUUAUCAACGAAAAGCAUACGUAAUCAACUAAUCGAUAAUGGUAACUUGAGGAAGACAACGCUAUUGAAUACGAACGUGUUUCCUGUAAUCGGUUCUCCCUUUAAUGAGGAUAUGGAUCGAUAUCCAUCAGCCCAACUGAGAGUGGAUUAUAACGGUCCUCAAAUAUCCCAGGAGGAGCUCUACAAUAUAUUCAGACGAUAUGGUCGCAUUAUGGAGAUAGAGUCCAGUAGUGGUGGCUUUGAUCUUACAUACCAGUCAACCUCUGCUAGUACAGCAGCUCGUUCCUGUGUACAUGGCUUUGUCACAGAUAGUGGCACUAAACUGAAGCUAACGUAUCAGCCGAGAGUAUCUAAACACUUCUACAAAGACUGGAUAAUGUCUCAUCCCCGUAUCGUUGUACCACUCCUAGUCUUCUUGAUUGGUGCAGUUAGUUACGUCAUCUUUGAUCCAGUGAGGGAGUAUGCAAUCAAGAGCAAGGUGAUGCGCACGUUCAGUCUUGAUGCAGUGAAGAAGAAGUGGCUCGUCUUUGGUGACAACUCUGUCAAAUCAUCGAGUGACGGUGUAGUCGCCAGCGAUAUCCAGGAGAGGAGGGAAGCUUUCGAGUCGGUAAAUAUAUGGCUGAAUGAGUCGCCCUCGACUUUCAUUACUCUCACUGGUGCUCGUGGAUCUGGUAAGAGCUCCCUCUUGAAGAAUCUCAUGCGCGAUCGUCAAGUACUCUCAAUCGAUUGUGCUCAAGUGUGCAGAGCCGAAAAUGACGCUCAGCUGGUCACUGAACUCGCCGAUCAGACUGGUUACUGGCCAAUCUUUGGUUUCUUGAGCAGCGUUUCUAAUCUACUCGACCUCGCCAGUGUUGGGUUGAUCGGCACAAAAGCGGGAUUCGCUACACCUUUGGAAGAUCAACUAAAACAAAUCCUCUCAAUCACAACUAAGGCUGUGGAGAAAGCUAGGGAUUUAAAGUUUUCAGCAUCAAAAUCUCAACAUGAUGACUUGAAACUUGGUCUGAAACAGGCUGCUGAGGAGGAGGUGAGAAAGAAUUCAAACUCCUUCUCACACGAUGGAAGAAUCGAUUGCAUUGCCGGUAAUGGAAUAAUGAGUGAACUCGGUGUUGGGAUAGAAACUGAUGACAUUGAUGAUCAAGUAUUAUCGCUUACUUUGAAUCGACUUGAAGGGUUAAAUAAGAACAAUUAUGAUGAAGAGAAAGAAAAGAUCAAGAGUAUACCAGUAGUUAUUGUCAAGAACUUUGACUUCAAAGGAGCAGAUCGUGACGUGUUGUUCGACGUACUGAGCACUUGGGCGUCUAAUUUAGUACUUGCGAAAGUUGCUCAUGUUGUCUUUGUGUCUGAUAACGUCAGUUCUAACAAACGCUUAGCCAAAGCCUUACCAAACAAGCCACUCAACUCUAUCAGUUUAUCCGAUGCUGACAUGCAUAACUCUGUCAAAUUUGUUAUGAAUAGACUGAGGAAUCUAACUCUUAGUAGUGAUGACAAGAAGCUUAUCGAGUUAAUUGGUGGACGUGUUGAAGAUCUUGAAGAUUUAGUGCGCAAGGUGCGCUCGGGAUUGAGCAUUCAAGAGGCUAUCAAUCAGAUAGUAGUGACGAGUGCUAGUGAGCUACGUCAAAAUAUUCUUGCCAAGAAUGAGCAUGGAUGGAAACCUGAAGAGGCAUGGUCAAUUAUAAAGGAGCUCUCAAAAGAAGAGAAGGUCAGCUACGCGUCAACAUUAAUUAACUGGCCUUUCACAGGAAACGAAGGAUCAUUGCAAGCACUCGAACAGCAUGAUUUAAUUACAAUUGUUCAUAAGAAUGGCAGACCAGCUGAUAUUGUCUCUGGGAAGCCAAUUUAUCGUACUGCUUUUAAGCAGUUAGUUAAUGACUUACCAUACAAAGCGCUUUUAGAUGUAACUUCAAACAAACUAAAGAGGGAAUAUAAGGAGGGACAGAUUAGAAAGUGGGAAACAGAGCUGUUAGAUUUGAAGAAUAUAGGUUUAGAUGACGGGACAUUCUUCACAUCAUUUAGAUCACCUUCAGCUACUCAAUUACGCGCAGAAUAUCUCCUCAAACAGAUAUACGCAGCUCAAUCAACAGUCAACAAGAUUGAAAAAGAGUCAGAUAAGCUAAAGAAAGUAAUGUAA